Molecule: messenger RNA, 1399 nt
Organism: Sorghum bicolor (sorghum)
Lineage: Eukaryota; Viridiplantae; Streptophyta; Magnoliopsida; Poales; Poaceae
Product: agglutinin
Exons: 4
Coding region: 118-1032 (304 amino acids)
Molecular function (GO): carbohydrate binding
Source: RefSeq, a predicted model, not a curated record
AUACGUAGUCCUUGUUACAAAUCAAGCAAGGCACACAAAGCAAGCUAAUUAAGCCACGUACACUGCACACAAGAGAGCGCUUAGCCAGCAAAAAUUAGAGUAGCUUAAUUACUAGCAAUGGAGAACCCUCCGAGUUUCGUAGUGACUCCCAUCGCUGCACCUGUAUCAGCGGAGUUCACCAAACUCACCUUCCGUAGCUUGUAUAUUCGUCGAAGUGGUCCAAGCAGCAGGGAGAUAUCUAUGGAUGGAAAAUCUGAUCUCGGCAAGAGAUAUUUCAGUGACUUCCCCGUAUACGAUGGUCCUGGCUCCGAGGCCAAACUCGUGGCUCGUGUGCAGGGACUCUCAGUCCAAGUUGGUAACACAUACCAAAUAUUCACCAUCGUCUUUGAGACCGAGAGGCUCAAGGGCUCAACGCUCCUUACCAAUGGAGUGAUAACUGGUGGGUCUGAUGAAUGGGCAAUUUUCGGCGGAACCGGAGCGUUUGCUAUGGCGACUGGUGUCAUAAAAAGAAAAUAUCUUGCUGAUAGGGAUGGGGGGAAAAAUACUGAAGAACUUAUGAUAGAUGUUUUCUGCCCACUGUUUGUUGCUUCACAGCCGAAGGGCCCUACCACGAAGGCUGGAUUAUGGGGUGGACAGGGAGGGUCGAACCAGGACAUAACGGUGCCACCAAAGCGUCUGCAGAGCCUCACCAUUCGCAGUGGCAGCGCUAUUGAUGCUAUUGAGUUCACUUAUAUUGACAAUGCUGGUCAGAAGCACACUGCUGGCGCAUGGGGUGGACCUGGUGGCACUGCUCACAGGAUCGAUCUUGACGAUGCCGAGUAUGUCAAGGAAGUUUCAGGAACCUACGGCACAUUUGAAGGCAUUACCGUCUUGACCUCAUUCAAACUUGUCACCAAUGUCAGAACCUGGGGCCCAUGGGCCAUCGAGAAUGGGACACCUUUCUCCAUCACCGCGCCAACCAACAGCAGCAUUGUGGGAUUCUAUGGACGUGCAGGAAGGCUCAUCGAUGCCAUUGGUGUUUACUUUGCGUGAAUUUUGAAGAGCUGGCCUAGAUACACUGCCUUCCCAAAAAUCCCUUAAGGCCCGUUUGUUUCUGAACUGGAAUGGUCUGGAAUUGUUUCAGGCCUAAAAUCAUUCAAUAUUUAUACUAGGCUGAAAAUAUUCGGGGCUAUUCUAGGCCAGAAAUGUCUAACCGAACGGGCACAAUAAAUACAAUUAGCUAGGCAGGGACAAUGCAAUGCACUGGACAUAUGUUAGUGUCUAUGGCCAUCAUCAUCCUUUGUCAAAUAAAGGUCUUGAUCAAAGACUGCCUCCAUGUUAUCGAAUCAUUUCCUUUUAUUAUAGUUUGGGGCUUUCAGCAUUAAACAAUUAUGUAUUAAUAUUUAUUUACUUACACCAA